UCCGUUAAGACAACAAUGAUCACACAGCAGGACCGGACUUCCAGUCCGCCACUUAAGAAUCCACCCCAUGUUUUUCACCAUAUGUUUAGAGCUUGCCUGAAGAAGUCGUGAUUUUACAGUGUGAUGCUCCAUAAUCCAGCAGUCAUCCUGUACGCAAAAGACCAUAAUUACCAUGCACCAAUACCAGGGAUUGAUGGUACAUUUACCUCUAUGACCUUUGACUGGCUGUGAAUGACAAAUCAAAGGUCAGCACUUCUCAAAUCAGCUGGGGUUCCGCAUCUGAAGACUUCAAAUAAGAGGAGAAUGAAAGAAACUGCUCAGAGAGUUGGUCGACAGCAGCGCAGACUUCAGUAACGGGGAGACAACCGGCAGCACACACGGUGGGAGCUCAUCAGUCAAAGUGAAUCUUGCAGGCAGACAGGAGGACUACAGCACCAUGGACAGCUCAGGUGCUUCAUCUCCAGAUAUGGAGGCCAGCUAUGGAGGUGGGCUGCUGGAUAUGGUGAAGGGAGGGGCAGGAAGGCUGUUCAGCAACCUCAAGGACAACCUCAAAGACACCCUGAAGGACACCUCUUCCAAGGUGAUGCAUUCUGUAGCAAAUUAUACAAAAGGGGAACUUGACAUUUCCUACAUUACUUCACGCAUUAUAGUGAUGUCUUACCCGGCUGAAACUGUGGAGAUUGGAUACAGGAAUCACAUUGAAGAUGUCCGGUCAUUCUUAGACUCCAGGCACAUGGAUCACUACACAGUCUUCAACCUGUCUCAGAAGGUCUACCGCAUUGCCAAGUUUCAUAACAGGGUGUCCGACUGCAACUGGCCAGCACGGCAAGCCCCCAGUCUACACAACCUGUUCGCUGUGUGUAAAAACAUGCACAACUGGCUCAAGCAAAACCCCAAGAACGUCUGUGUCAUUCAUUGCAUGUCUAAGGAUGGCCGAGCAGCCUCAGGUGUUCUGGUCUGUGCAAUGUUCUGCUUCUGUCAUCUCUUCAACCAUCCAGUUCCUGCCAUUCAGUUACUCAACUCCAAGAGGCCUGGCUCAGGCUUAUGGCCAUCACACAAAAGGUACAUAGGCUACAUAUGCAGCAUGGUGUCGGAGAAGCCCACACUGCCACAUUCCAAGCCCCUCGUUAUAAAAUCAGUCACUUUGAGUCCUGUCCCUUGCUUCAAUAAACAGCACACUGGCUGUCGACCUUUCUGUGACAUUCUUAUUGGGGAAACUAAGAUCUUCUCAACAGCACAAGACUACGAAAGGAUGAGAGAGUACCGAGUCCAGGAGGGGAAGGUUGUGAUUCCAGCAGGUAUCAGUGCUCAGGGGGAUGUGGUCGUCUCAGUCUUUCACAUGAGAUCAACAAUUGGAGGAAGGCUUCAGGCAAAGGUGACAAAUACACAGAUAUUUCAGAUACAGUUCCAUACUGGCUUCAUUGCUCCAGGCACUACAGUGUUAAAGUUUACAAAGGCUGAGUUGGACGCCUGUGAUUCCCCAGAGAAAUACCCACAACUCUUCCAUGUGGUGCUGGACAUUGAGGUGGAGAGUGCCGACAAGCAGAAGGAUCUCACUCCACCAUGGGAGCAGUACCCCACAAAAGACCUGAGUCCCAACAUCCUCUUUUCCUGUCAUCAGGAACAUCAGGAUGCCUUAGCAGUUGUAGACAAAAUGGAUAUGGAGGCUUUUGAAGAUCCCAGCAGGGCCCAGUCUGGGGCAGAGGACCGCACCGCUCUGGCGAAGGAGGACAGCGAGCCUUCUGAUGACGAGCUGCUGUCCCUCUCCAGUCAGCAGAGCAAUGCCAGCAACGAGAAACCCGGGGCGCAGAGGCAGCAGAGCACGCCCAGGAGCAGCAAAAAACAGGAGGCCCAGCUCCCGGCACCAGCACCUCCUGCUGAGGAUGUGGACCUCCUGGGUCUGGACGGGAGUCCCGGAGACCAGGUCUUCUCCGCGGCUCCUGCCACAAACACCGACCUGCUGAGCGACCUGUUCGGAGACGCCCCCCCCCAGGGCAGACAACCUGACAGCAGGCCUGCUUCCGCCCCAUCCACCCCCCGCAAACCAGCGGUGUCUCCGUCUCCAUCUCCAUCCCCUCGCCCGAAAGAAGGUUUUGAUCCAUUUGGAUCCAGUCCUAAACCUCAGGGCCAGGAGUUUUUGGGAUCAUUCUUAGCUACAGGUAAUACAGGGCAGACUGACCCUUUUCUGCAUGUGACUCGGUCCCAAUCCCCUACUUCACAGAGCACAGGCAGUGACCCCUUUCACAUGGGAAGAACCUCUCCAGUCCCUCCCACUACCCCUACAGUCAACAUACAGCAGCAGAACCUGAUGGGAGGAUGGGAGUGGAACAAGCCUUCUGCAUCAGGCUUUGGGAUGGGAAGUAAGUCAGCGAGCACAAGUCCUACUGGCUCUGUCCACAGUACUCCCACACAUCAGCCAAAACCUAACACUUUGGACCCCUUUGCUGACCUUGGGAAUCUUGGAGCUAAUUUAGGAGGUGGCUCCGGGUUUUCCAGCAAGCCCACAACACCAACUGGCAGUGGGGGCAUCUUUCCUCCAAUGGGCUCUCCCCAGAAACCCUCCCCCCAGCACACUGCGACAGGUUCCUGGCAGCAAAACACCGGCUACACCUGGCAGCAGGGGGGGUCGUCAUGGCAACCUCAGCAGGGAAAGCCUGCCCCACCGCCCAUGCCCCACUCCUCCCCCCAGAACAGGCCUAACUAUAAUGUCAGCUUCGCCAGCAUGAGCAGUGCUCCCAAUACCAGUGGGAAACAGACUGCCAACUUCGGGACCAAACCAAAAGUGACAGAUGCUAACUUUGAUGACUUACUGUCUGGACAAGGCUUCUCAGCGAGCAAGGAAAAGAAGUGUCCAAAGACAAUAGCAGAAAUGAGAAAGGAAGAGAUGGCCAAGGAAAUGGACCCUGAGAAGCUAAAGAUUCUGGAGUGGAUUGAAGGGAAGGAGCGGAACAUCCGCGCCUUGCUCUCCACAAUGCACACGGUCCUGUGGGAGGGAGAGACCAAGUGGAAGCCUAUAAGCAUGGCUGACCUGGUGACCCCGGAACAGGUCAAAAAGGUCUAUCGCAGAGCUGUGCUCGUGGUUCAUCCAGAUAAGGCAACUGGGCAACCCUACGAACAGUAUGCCAAGAUGAUUUUUAUGGAAUUGAAUGACGCUUGGUCAGAAUUUGAAAGCCAAGGACAAAAGCCACUUUACUGAAAUGCAAGGAAGUUCAAACCCCCCUAAUCAGUAAUGCGUCCUUCAGAUCUGUGCUGUGAUUCUUUUUUGUUAUUAUUAAUGUCACUGUUGCAUUGGUUCUUUUCCAAUAGAGACUUCAAUAUACAGGUUAACUGUUUAGAUGUGAACAUCAGACUCACCCAUGUAACUGGUGUGUGCUGUCAAAUGGGAGAAAUUAAAGUCUUGUACAGAAUGUGUUGGGCUGAAGCAUGACUUGAGACUUCAAAAAAGCAAGGGAGGUCCAGAAUUGAUGAGAUAUGCACCCAACAGAGACAAAAAAGUUCAGAUACUCUUUUUUCAUAACCUUCCAUGUCAUAAUCUACAGUAAUAUACAAUGCAGGUUCAGUUGUAAACAACGUUUCAGAGAAUUGCCUUGGAAGGUAGCAGAACUACCUUUCAGCAUGUAGCUAAUGGUGCUAAUGAGAUGUUUAUAUGGCAAACAGCUUCCACUGUAUGUUUGCAUUCACUGUAGAACAAGCCUCAAGGCAUUUACUGUACCUUGUUACAUCCUGUUACAGUGCAGUAUAGAAAUAUCUCUAAAUGGAACAUUUGUUUUUCAACAACAAAAUAUACAGUACAACAAAAUAUACAACAUACAGUAUGUGACAAUAUAUGACAAAAUCUGGUAUUCUGAGUCAGCUUUGUCUCUCAGAGAUACUGUAGCAGUGUUGCAGAUUUCUCAUCCCAGCUGGACCACUCUAGUUUUUUAGAACGCUAUCUAAUUGACAUUAAUAUACAGCAUUCAGUUUUAAUAUUUAUUCUAAAUCAACAUCGAUUGAGAUGUUCUGCAUUAAUAUGAAACCCUUCAGGAAAAAAAAAAUAAUUAAAAAAGUAUUUGUAACUUCCAAAAGAAAUGUAUCAAACAUACAGUAGGAUCCAAGUUGUGUCAAUAGGACUUAUUUGACCAAAAUGUGGUUUGAGUUACCCUUUUUUAAGAUCUCCUGUAAGAAGAUUUGUGGACAAAUUAUCUCUAGUCUUCUCUGGUUAUUACUGCUAAGAUCAUUUUCCUCACUAAGUUCAUUAUUGACAGGUAUCAUUCUCUGACAUUACUAAGAAUUGCAUGUCUUUGAUUUGUAUACAUGUUUAUGUAAAUGGUUUACAGUAUCUAUUGUUAAACUCAAUUUAUGAGCUUUUUGUUGAUGGGUGUGAGAUACAGAGUCUAUGCAAAAAUAGGUUUAUUCAAGUUGUUAUUAUUUGUUUUUAAACAAAUGUUUAUAUAGCCUUGUUUUAGUGUUUAAAACUGACAAAUAAAUUAAUUUUCCACUGGGUCACCAUGAAAAUACUCUCUGAAGCAUCUCACAUCGUUAAUUGAAGGCUGGCUUCAUUGAAGUGCUAUUCACCGUACUUGAUUCAUGUUCCUGGUUAUUAAAUAGCCAACCUGGUGUAAAAAUUUAGUUACACCUUCUUAGAAGAUUGUAUUUAAUGUUGCAGUAUAAUAUAAAUGAAAGAGACUGCCUGAUCAUUUUUCAUAAUAUGAAUACUGCAGAAUUAAUUAAAUAUUGAUAAUAUUUUAGUUAUGACCUGCAAAUUCCAUUUAUAAGAGAUGAAUGGAAUAACAAUAGUGUGUUAAUAACUUUGUAAAAACUACAUCCUACUAAUAAUUAAUUGUAUGGUUGUUAAAAAUCUGAUAAUUCACCUAUCUGAACACUUCAAUAAUGAUUACCUUAGUGUUCAUAAAAUUGUUUACUGUGGAAACACAUAGUACUGUGUCAUUUGCAGCCACUAAACUAAAGUGUUACCAAAAUGUUUGCUAGAAUUUUUUUUCCUCAAGGAAACAUUUAAGCAUUUUAAGUAGUAGCAUUGUAAGUAGUGUUUUAGGAUAUGGUAUUCUGUGUUUUGUGUUUGUUAAAUGACUUUGUUGUUUGUCAUACACUGACGGGCCAGAAUUUCAGCAGGGAAGGCAGCUGAAUGCCCACCAAAGAAUAAUAGGACACAAAAAUCAUACGGAAAUUUGAAUUGUCUGUUAAAAAUAAAAAUCUAGCUUGUGUUGGUUGUGGCCAGUAUAUUGUUAUUCUAUUAUGUUAGAACUAAUGUAGCCCAUGUGUUACACAACAUAAAAUUGUCACUUUUACUUAUUUCAAACAGUAUUUAUUACAAAGAAAUAAUUUCAAUUUUUCACCAUAGAAGAAUCUGAGACUAAAAUGAACUGACCAUCAUACUCAUGUGAGGAGCCUUAGAACAACAAAGAAACAAUCUUUUCAUAGAGCCAACACAAAGCUUUUCUAAAUAAGCAAAUUAACAAUUUGUCGUGCUGCAUACCAAAUACAAACUACUAAUGACAUACUGUAUGAAUAAUGUGUUGCAGAUCAAUAAUGGAACUUUUAGUAAGACUUUGGGAGUUAUGGUAACUCUUGUACUUUUUCUGUAUUUAUUCUUUGACCCAGUGGUCUUCCUUUUAUGAGAUACGUUUGGUGAUACAUGUCUUGUGUUCAG
Lepisosteus oculatus (spotted gar) is the source of this 5647-nucleotide messenger RNA. RefSeq names its product DnaJ (Hsp40) homolog, subfamily C, member 6 (gene dnajc6). Gene Ontology annotation, biological process: protein dephosphorylation; synaptic vesicle uncoating; clathrin-dependent endocytosis. Lineage: Eukaryota; Metazoa; Chordata; Actinopteri; Semionotiformes; Lepisosteidae. The record is from RefSeq and is a predicted model, not a curated record. Gene Ontology annotation, molecular function: protein tyrosine phosphatase activity; clathrin binding. Gene Ontology annotation, cellular component: postsynaptic density; intracellular membrane-bounded organelle; cytoplasm.